CUCGCCCUCCCUCCCACUUUGUCUCCAGACGACCUCGACGCCCUGUCCGAGCUGUCCAUCGUCCUCGCAAAGGUCCGCGCCGGACUCCAGUCCUCGUCUGGCAUCACCACAGGAGCUACGCCCGGUGGGCCAAGCAGCAGCGGCCAGCAGCUCUCCUUCAAGGACGUCCCCGGUGCUACCGACAAGCUCAAGCACAAGCUGCAGCACGCCAGAGCCCAGGUGCGCGCAUUGCCAGACAUGGAUCGCUCCAUCGAAGAGCAAAUGGCCGAGAUCAAGGAACUCGAAACACGCAUCGGCUUGCAGCGGGCCUUGCUCGAGAAGCUUCGCGAGAACGGUGUACAAUUCAGCAAGGAUGCCUACGCUGGUGGUGACAAAAUGGAGCUGUGA
Trichoderma reesei QM6a is the source of this 387-nucleotide messenger RNA. RefSeq lists its product as uncharacterized. Gene Ontology annotation, molecular function: transcription coregulator activity. The annotation marks the transcript as partial. Lineage: Eukaryota; Fungi; Ascomycota; Sordariomycetes; Hypocreales; Hypocreaceae. The record is from RefSeq and is a predicted model, not a curated record. The transcript has a single exon. Gene Ontology annotation, cellular component: mediator complex. Gene Ontology annotation, biological process: regulation of transcription by RNA polymerase II.